This is a messenger RNA of Raphanus sativus (radish), 1164 nucleotides long. Its product is annotated as dehydration-responsive element-binding protein 2B. Gene Ontology annotation, molecular function: transcription cis-regulatory region binding; DNA-binding transcription factor activity. The record is from RefSeq and is a predicted model, not a curated record. Gene Ontology annotation, biological process: response to stress; positive regulation of DNA-templated transcription. NCBI's taxonomy places the organism in Eukaryota, Viridiplantae, Streptophyta, Magnoliopsida, Brassicales, Brassicaceae. Bases 202 to 1062 code for a protein of 286 amino acids. The transcript has 2 exons. Gene Ontology annotation, cellular component: nucleus.
ACUCGAGAGCUAUUUUACUUUUGGAGAAGUUAGAAAAAAACGCGACACUCCGGAGAAGAACAAGAUAGACGAAUCACGAUCGUUACACGAGAGAACACAGCAGCCAAACGAGAAAAAAACUAUUGUUGACCAUUGAAGUAGAGAUUCAACUCGAGUUUUGAAGUUAUCAAUCCCAUUAGGUAUCUUGAUUUACAGCUAAAGAUGGCAAUUUAUGAACAAACCGGAACCGAUACAUCAUCAUCAUCAUCAAAGAAGAGAAAAUCAAGAUCUCGAGCAGACGGUACAACCGUCGCUGAUAGGCUAAAGAAGUGGAAAGAGUACAACGACACUGUUGAACAAGGAGAGAAUAAACCUAGACGCAAAGUUCCCGCGAAAGGAUCGAAGAAAGGGUGUAUGAAAGGCAAAGGAGGACCAGAGAAUACUCGAUGUAGUUUCAGAGGAGUUAGACAAAGGGUUUGGGGUAAAUGGGUCGCAGAGAUCAGGGAACCUAACAGAGUAAGCAGGCUUUGGCUUGGCACUUUCCCUACUGCUGAAGAAGCUGCUUCUGCUUAUGAUGAAGCUGCUAAGGCUAUGUACGGUCUCUCCGCUCGGCUUAACUUCCCUCAACAGUGUGUUGUUGCCUCUGAGUUUCUUGCUAGCUCUUCGAGUCAGUCUGAGGUGUGUAGUAGUGUCGAGGAUAAACCGGUUCUUGGUGGUGAUGUUUGUGUUACACGAGAUGAUACCAUGAUGAGUUCCGAUUUGCUGGAUGAGUUUGAUGAGGAGUAUUGGGGCAGAGUAUCCGAGGAAAUAGAGAAAUCUAUGGAGGAGGGAGAGGAAGAAGUGCUUACUGUUGCGGAUUAUGGUUGGUGUAAUGAUAUGUUGAACGAGCAGGAUCUUUGGGAUCCGAAUGAAGUUUUUGAUGUUGAUGAACUCCUAGGUGAUAUAGAUGAAUGCAUGUUAACAGGUGUCGGUCCGGAUGAAGACCAAAACCGGAUACACCCUGGUGGUUGUGAUCCGCAUCCUCUUCAGCUCGAGCCACACAAUGGUCAUGAGUUCUUUGACUUGGAUUCUCUGGAUCUUUGAGAAUACUGAGACAACGAAUGGUCUGCAAUAGAAAUUUUGGGUUUGAACAAGGAAUGGAUGAUAAUGUAAAAUAUAGUAACUCUAUAGUCUUUACUCUUUCAA